AUGGACAACGACAAUUUCAACCUCCUCGCCGAUGCCGCCUGGGGAAUUCCCAGUGACCCCAACCGCCCUCGCACGAACCUGAAGCAGAUCGCGCCGGUAUACUACCAGAACUUCGGGGAGGACCAGGUCACGAGCGACUGGGUUGUGGACUACAUGCCGGAAUCACCGCAGGACGGAGGUUUCGGCCAGAAACCGUCGGAACAUGACCGCUUCGAGUCCUUUAACGCGCUUGUGGCCGCUAUCAGGGCCACCCACGGCGAACUCCUCAGCGUCGAGCACAUUGUUGAGGACCUUUUGAAGGACCCAACUUGGUACCUUUCGAAUCAUGCUACCGAGUGGGGUGCUGGGGUGCUCUGUUCGCUCAAGUCUUCCGUCCCGUUAGUGGAGGAGGCCGAGGAGAAUAUGAAGGGGGGCAAAGCGCCUUCGGUUGACCAAGGGCAAGGGCAAAGCAAAGGCCGCGCAGGGGAAGGGAAAGGGGACUCGGAAGGCUACGAGACUGUUGCAUGUUCGCAUCGGCCCCUCAAGCGCAAGCGGGCUGCCCCCAAGCCUAAGACGGCCGCCAGUGUUGCCGCCAGCACAACCGUCGCUCUCGAUGGUGAUAUGCCUACCGCUUCGACCUCCGCGGUCACCCUCGAGGCUCCAGCGCCACAAUCUCGGCCCAUCCGUCCCAUUGGGACCCGCCGCAGCACCCGCAUUGCUAGCUUGCCGACUCCCAACACGCUUUAA
This is a messenger RNA of Mycena indigotica, 726 nucleotides long. RefSeq lists its product as uncharacterized. The transcript has 2 exons. The coding region runs from base 1 to 726 and encodes 241 amino acids. The record is from RefSeq and is a predicted model, not a curated record. NCBI's taxonomy places the organism in Eukaryota, Fungi, Basidiomycota, Agaricomycetes, Agaricales, Mycenaceae.